Messenger RNA from [Torrubiella] hemipterigena, 2712 nucleotides. NCBI's taxonomy places the organism in Eukaryota, Fungi, Ascomycota, Sordariomycetes, Hypocreales, Clavicipitaceae. The record is from the annotation of a GenBank genome assembly.
AACGACAUACAGAAAAUCAUCAACCACGAACGCGAUUAAAAUUAGACAGCAUUAAAACGACGGCGAAUCGAUCACGAAAAUUACUUAGGCACCAUAGUUACAGUUCAUUUGGUCAUGGUUAUCGCUGCUUGAAACCAUAUUGAGCCUUACUACAGCCUCGUCCAUCUAAGAUGUCCUCGUCCGACGUUCGCGACGUAUUAAAUCUACCUGACGGCCUGUCAGCGACGCGCCCGGUAAAAAAGCAAAAGGCUUCAGGCGCAAGAUCUGGUCUUAAGGGUCUCGCAAGAGAAGUUCACAGCCUGGGAGGCGACAAUCCGAUUGCGAUUGUACCAGAGGUCACCCAGUUCAAGAAAAGACGCCUGGCUAGCCGCAAACCAGCUGCUCGGUGGGAGCUACGAGAUUUCCGAAACUCAGCGCGCAACGAUGCAAGCUUGAUCUUGAAGCACUGGCGCCGCAAAGAAGUUAAAUUAGAGCCGCAACCAACAGACGUUGAUGGCGUCCAACUGCCAGCUCAAGACGAAAUUGAAGACUCAGCCUUUGCGAAGUACAACGUCGAAGUAUCGGCCCCUCACUACACAGAUGAGCAGUAUGCGCAGGCUCUGACGCAUGAUGAUUGGUCCAAGGAGGAAACAGACUAUCUAAUGGACCUAGCGCGCGACUUCGAUUUACGAUGGCCGUUGGUAUGGGACAGAUACGAAUGGAAUCCGCCGGCGACGAAUGGAGAGGCUACUGAAGAGGGAGAUGAAAGCAAGGCUAUUAUACCCGUUAUUCAAACACGCGCUAUGGAGGACUUGAAAGCUCGAUACUAUGAAGUAGCUGCGAAGAUGAUGGCUCUACAUAAGCCUGUGCAAUACAUGUCACAACCGGAAUUUGCACUCCAUGAACUCAUGGCUCACUACAACCCACAACAAGAAAAACUUCGAAAGGAUUUUGCAAUGAACUCGCUAGCCCGCUCGCGAGAUGAAGUGCGGGAGGAAGAGUCUCUCCUACUGGAAGUUAAACGCAUUCUUGCACGCAGUGAGAAGUUUAACGAAGAGAGACGCGAGCUCUACAACCGACUCGACUACCCCCAUGCCGAACAAGAUAUCAACACAUUCAAGUCGUCAACUGGCCUACAGACCUUGCUGCAGAACUUGAUGACAGUGGAUAAAUCCAAGAAACGCAAAUCUAUCCUGGGUGCUGAAGGAGGUGGUACCCCCGGGCCUGCUGGCGCUCAAGCAGCAGGCACUGACUCUGCAAAGCGCGAGAACCCAAGUGCUGGCAAUCGCGAUUCUGUUGGAGCGACAUCGACGCCUACGGCAGCGAGCAAGAAAGGCACACCACAGCAGGCACAGGAACGCAAGAAGCUUACAGACCAAGAGGAGGCCAUUUACGGUAUCACACAUCACGAGCGUCUUGGAUCCGGCCCAACAUUCCGCACAGAGAAGAUCAACAAGCUUUUCUCACACAAGUCUCACCAGCAGCAAAAUCGCAUCACAAACACACUCAACGAGUUGGAUGUUCCUAAUAAGCUUGCGAUGCCAACAAUUGGCACUACACAACAGUUUGAGGCGCUUUUGGGCGCUGUCAACAGCCUUCUUGAUGCCAGAAAGGUCUUUGACAAGCUAGAGGCUGAAAUCAAGGUGGAAUUGGCGAAGAAGGCUGAGCGCGAAAAGGCAAAUGGCACUGGCGAGGAGGAGACCAAGCCAGAGGGUGAUGCCAAUGAGGCCGAUGCAUCAGAGACCAAGCCUUCAGACUCGUUGGAAGAGGAGGCUGAAGAUGCCGACGAAACAGCUGUACCAGCUGAAGAUGCUGAGAAGGAAAAGAGUGGUCGACCUGGAAGCAGCGGUGUGUCGAAUAAGCGAAGCGCAAGUGUCCUCAGCACUGUUAGUGACAAGAGUGCAAAGCGGCAAAAGAAGUGAAGUGCAAGUACUAUGGAAGUACACUCUACCUAAUCGAGGCACGCGGCUGUGUGCUUAAUCAACCACACAUCUCAGCUUGAUAUUCCAGACCCUGCUGAAUCUUCAGCUCCACAAGUCAGCGACUCACUCUUGCAGGCAGGAGGUUCAGAGCUUUCUCGAGGUAGGGUAUUACUGAGCUAGGCACUUGUGAUGAUUGACACAUUGUGCCAUGGGGAUUCGCCAUUACCGCUCUCCCAUCUUAAUGAAUGAUGGUUCAUAGCCAGCUGCACCUGCGCCUGGCCAUCGCAUGUAACACUAGAUAACCUGAAACAAUACUAUUAUUUGUGUCCACAAAUGAUUUACAAGCGAUUGUACCAUGACUUCAUGUGACUGGGUAUUCGAAUUAAACAGGCGGCUAGAUGUUUCAUGACACUCACAAGAGGUUGGCUGCCUCUUCGCUGGUGGCGUGCCAUUGGGUAGACCAAGAUGUGAUGAAAGGGUCAACGAAUGCCCUCUGUGGAGCGUAAUACAAACUAGUGUAAGUGAGUUCUGGAUAAGGGGGGUGUAUAUAAGGCCCCCGCCUUUUGAAGUAUUCCAAAGUUUCAGUAGACAUCAUAAUCUGCAGGUUUGGGUGGUCAUCAGGAAGAGUCUGCCAAGGUAUAAGUCGCCGUUGAGAGCCAAGUAAUUGGUCAGGAAUUGCUGAAGGCGGGGGAUUUAAGUAGUCAGAACCCACUUCAUAUCCGGUUUCUUAAUUUAGAAUGCCAAAUAUUGGACGACUACAGCUGACGUUUGCUAAGAAUAGAAUAUCUGGCGGGACCACGAUGGAGCCAAU